CCUAACUUUAUAAAGAAAUAAUAAAUUUUUGUAAUGUAAAAGAAGUACUAUUCCAACACCAUCACCUCACUCUUCUCUCUUCUCUCCACACUCAAAAUCUCACCGAAAAAAAAAAAAAACAGAAACAAAAACAUGAAAAUAAACACAUAUUUUUUCAAUCACAAUGCUGCUGCAAUAAAUCUUUGAUUUUGAUCCAAAAAAAACCCAGAAACAUUUAUUCAUAAAAAGAAAAAAAAAACACAAAAACAACACAAUGGGUACUACUACAACAACGACGUCGUUUUGGUGGAAGCAAAAACAACAAAAUCUCAUAAAAGGAACACCAGUUGUAAUCAAAAUGGAAAAUCCAAAUAAUUGGUCAAUGGUUGAACUUGAAUCCCCAUCUGAAGAUGAUGAUGAUUUCCUCCUAAACGACGACGUUUCAUCCUCUUUUUCAUCUUCUUCAAGAAAUUCAAAAAAAAACAAAAAAAAUGCAAAACAACUCACUUGGGUUUUACUCUUAAAAGCCCACCGUGCCGCCGGCUGUCUCACCUCCAUUGCUCCGGCAACUUUCUUCCUCGCCUCCGCCGUCCGCCGCCGUCUCUCCUCCGGCCGCACCGACACCGACACCGACACUACUCAAACCUUAAAAAAAAACAAAACUUUUUCAAGAUUCUAUUCUUGUAUAAAAAUAUCCUUAUGGGUUUCAAUACUUUUACUAAUUUUCGAACUUUUUGCAUUCUACAAAGGCGGGUGGCAUUUCGGAGCUCCGGAUUUACAUUUACAGUAUCUAUAUACAUUAACAAACCCGUUUCACAAGAUGGGUCUGUUUGAUUUGAUAUAUUCUAAAUGGGUCUUAUUCCGGGUCGAAUAUCUUGCACCCCCAUUACAGUUUUUAGCAAAUGCUUGUAUCUAUUUGUUUCUUAUACAAAGUUUGGAUCGGUUGGUGCUUUGUUUGGGUUGUUUUUGGAUCCGUUUUAAGAAGAUUAAACCCGUUCCUAAACAAAUAUUACCCGAUCUUGAAUCCGGAGAUAAUGAUGGGUUUUACCCCAUGGUUCUUGUUCAGAUCCCUAUGUGUAAUGAAAGAGAGGUUUAUCAACAAUCAAUUGGGGCGGUGUGUAAUUUAAAAUGGCCAAAAGAGAGGAUUUUAAUACAGGUUUUGGAUGAUUCUGAUGACCCUACAACCCAAAUGUUGAUCAAAGAUGAGGUUCAUAAAUGGAAAAACGAAGGCGUGAAUAUCGUUUACAGGCACCGAGUGAUCAGAGAUGGGUAUAAAGCUGGUAAUCUUAAGUCUGCUAUGAAUUGCAGUUAUGUUAAAGAUUAUGAAUUUGUUGCCAUGUUUGAUGCUGAUUUCCAACCUAAUCCUGAUUUCCUAAUGAAAACCGUUCCCCAUUUUAAGGAUAAUGAUGAACUUGGAUUGGUACAAGCGAGGUGGUCAUUUGUAAACAGGGAGGAGAAUCUGUUAACGAGAUUGCAACAUGUCAACUUAGCUUUUCAUUUUGAAGUGGAACAACAAGUCAACGGGAUUUUCUUGAACUUUUUUGGGUUCAAUGGGACUGCCGGAGUGUGGCGGAUUAAGGCUUUAGAGGAUUCCGGUGGGUGGUUGGAGAGAACCACCGUAGAGGAUAUGGACAUUGCUGUUAGAGCCCAUCUUCACGGAUGGAAAAUGGUCUUUCUCAAUGACGUCGAGUGCCAAUGUGAAUUACCAGAAUCUUAUGAAGCUUAUCGGAAGCAACAACAUAGGUGGCAUUCUGGACCGAUGCAGCUGUUUAGGGUUUGCUUGCCUGACAUCAUCAAAUCAAAGAUCAGCAUUUGGAAGAAACUAAACAUGAUAUUCCUAUUCUUCUUGUUAAGAAAAUUAAUCUUACCAUUUUACUCAUUCACCCUCUUCUGCAUAAUUCUCCCAAUGACAAUGUUUGUACCUGAGGCUACCCUCCCAGCGUGGGUGGUUUGUUACGUCCCCGCCACUAUGUCGUUUCUCAACAUCCUCCCAUCUCCCAAAUCAUUUCCCUUUUUAGUCCCUUACCUCCUCUUUGAAAACACAAUGUCGGUAACCAAAUUCAAUGCCAUGAUAUCAGGCCUUUUCCAACUAGGUAGUGCCUACGAGUGGGUUGUCACCAAGAAAUCAGGUCGGUCCUCUGAAGGGGAUCUCGUGGCGUUAAUUGAGAAAGAACCCAAAGAGUUUCAGAGGGCUGGGUCAGAGCCUGAUUUGGAGAAGUUGGAAGAAGAGAUAAAAGCGAAAGAGAAAAAGGCUAAGAGCAAGAAGCACAAUAGGAUAUAUACAAAGGAGUUGAUGCUGGCUUUUCUUUUAUUGACAGCUUCUGCUAGAAGUCUUUUAUCGGCUCAGGGUAUCCAUUUUUACUUCUUGCUCUUUCAAGGACUUUCGUUUUUGCUCGUGGGAUUUGACUUGAUUGGUGAGCAGAUCGCAUCAUGAGCACGUUUUAAGUUAAAUGUAGUACACGAAAACUGGGUUUUAGUAGAUAAUAUUGAACCCAAAACGAGAUCAGUUAACGUCUAUCCCACGUAUUCUGGGAUUGUUUUGUUGUUUCUUAUUUGUUUUUGGUCAAUUCUUUUGUAUGAAGUGGUUUAUAUGUUUAGCUGAAUCUUUAAACAUGAAGGUUAUCCUUAGCAGUGUAUAUUAUUUUAGGGGAUUGCUUUUUGUUAAUUCAAAAUUCUUUACCUGUUUCUGAAUAA
This is a messenger RNA of Erigeron canadensis, 2673 nucleotides long. Its product is annotated as probable xyloglucan glycosyltransferase 12. Gene Ontology annotation, molecular function: glycosyltransferase activity. NCBI's taxonomy places the organism in Eukaryota, Viridiplantae, Streptophyta, Magnoliopsida, Asterales, Asteraceae. The record is from RefSeq and is a predicted model, not a curated record. Gene Ontology annotation, cellular component: Golgi apparatus. The coding region runs from base 254 to 2413 and encodes 719 amino acids. The transcript is spliced from 5 exons.